GCGCGAAAGAAAAUAGGUGGGGGCAACUAUGUACUGAGCUGAGCGUUAUUUCUCAUAUCGUGUCGGCCGUAUGCUCGUAAUAGGGAAUCGCGCGUAAACAAAUCUCGAUCAUGAUACAGGGAAUGUUAGAGCCCAUACGAUUACCGGAAGGACAAGUCGCAGUAGAUGUGCCAGAUAUACCUGGAGGCCGUGUUUAUACGUGCGCGUACUGCGCCAAGCAAUUCAGCACGUCUGGCAAUUUAUCCAAGCACAGAAGGAAAGUCCACAAAGUGAUAGGUCAGUCAUCUGUGUCGACCAAGGAGCUAAGAUGCCUGGAAGACGAGUGCACAUUUUCCACAAAUCGCAGAGACGAUUUGCGCGACCACCUCACGUUGGCACACACCAUAGAAAUGAUCGACGUUCGCGAGAAGUUCACCUCCAUGGCAGAGUUUCGCCAGUGGUUGGACGACCUCUCAGUUGACGAGAAAUCUCAGUUUACAACGAGAUCAUGCAGCGCAGAGCGCCGUGCUCGUGUCCACAGAUACCUUUGCAACCGGUCGGGUGUGAGUGUUCCGAAGCAAGAGAGACGCCGGAGGAUAAAAUCGCAGGGUUCAUGCAAAGCGGGAAACUGCUGCACCGCGUAUCUGACAGCGAGGGAGGCAUUGGUCACCGGAGUUGUGACUGUGUCAGGAUGCCUCACGCAUUAUGGACACGACAAGGAUGUUGAGCACUUGCGCAUCUCAUCUUCAGACCGUAACACCAUUAUAAGCUAUCUCCAGAGCGGAUUACCCGUCGACAAAAUUUUGGAGAAUGUUCGUGGGGAAUACCCAACGAGGGCAGAAGACCUGAGGAGGUCUCACCUCAUCACAGCUGCUGACAUCCGAAACAUUGCAAAUGCAGAAGGGAUCCGAUUGUGGAGACUGCACGACGACGAGAGCGAAAGCGUCAAGAAGCUUGUGCACAGACUUGACGAGUCUGAACAGAGUCCCAUAUUGUUGUUCAAACCCAGUGGCGUGCCGUCGGGUCCAGACUUGCCACGAAUAAUCGAAGACGACUUCAUCCUCGUAAUGCAGACUCCGGAACAAAGAGAACAGCUUCUCACCUUUGGUGCUGAGGUGAUAUGCGUACAUGCUGUUCCGGGUGCACAUUCGUGCAAGUAUACCCUCAUCACUCUCCUUGUAUCAAAUUCAGCUGGAGAUGGGGCACCGGUAGCAUGGUGUCUGACGACUGCCGAUAUCACCUCAUCCAUUUUCACGUUCUACCAAGCUAUUGCCCAGAAUGUGGCUAUCCUUCAGCCCCAAUGUCUCCUGUCAGAUGACUCCAAAGUGUACUACACUGCCUGGCUCGAAGUCUUCGGAACCGAGCACGCGCCACAGAGACGACUGUGUGAGUGGCACGUGAAAAAAGUGUGGAAUGAGCAGUUGGCAUUUCUUGUUCCUACACAGAGCACCAGGGAUCACAUUAAGAAAGCUCUAGAUGUCCUUUACCAGCAGACAUCACGAGAUGCUUUCCAAAUGCUGAUGAACGGGCUAUUAAGGGAGCUUAAAGGGGAGAGGGGCACAGUAGCGUUUGGAAACUACCUAGAGACAAAUUUUGUGUCCAGAGCAGAGUUGUGGGCCAACUGCUACGUGACCACCGCGAAUGCUACCAUGAACCUGGACACAUUCGAUCGGUUCCUCAGGCACUACUUCCUGACAAAAGCGAACAAGCGUGUCGACAAGCUCGUGUACACUUUGCUCACGGCAUCCAAGACAAAUCACUUGGAAAGUGUGCUUGAGCCUGUCAAGGGUCCCCUUACCAAAGAGAAGGCAUUGAUCACUCAGGCACAUCAGAAUGGCCUGCUCAUUCCAUCGGAUUGCAUCAUUCAAGUGGACAGUGAAAAGUGGACCGUCCGAUGCGGAUCUCUCACGUACGAAGUGACAUGCGUAAACGGGUGCCAAGGAAAGUGCCGCCGCAUUUGUGAACAGUGCAACGUUUGUGUCCAUAAGUUUGCUUGCAGUUGCCCAUCACGGUAUAUGUGUAAGCACAUCCACGCUUGCAUCAUCAAAGCCAUCUACGGAGCAACCAGCGAUGAAACUCUGGGCCAUCCUGCCAUGGGAGCGGUUACGUCGACGGAGGAGAUUCUCAUCAUUGAACCAGUUACAGAACACAUGCAAGAGGAGAUUGUUGAGGAAGAGCCUGUCACUAAUUUCGAGCUAGACAUCACAUCGACACGAAGGAUGGAGCUAAUCCAGGUUCUCCAGGAACUCAAUGAGGCAUCUGCAAAUGUAUGGGAACUGCUGUGCACAACGGAUGUGCAACUGCCCAUAGAUGUUGACGAGCAGAUUGCAAGGUUGAGGGUCUCAGGAGAGCACUUGCGUUCCUUCCACGCGCAAAACUCAGCUGCGACUUCAGUUACAUACAUGGAUCAUGACUACACAUUUGGUGCUUCUUGAUUUCUUUUUUCUACUAUAGAAAACUUCAUUCUGUAAUUAUUAAUAAAGCCAUUGAAGCUGUUA
Messenger RNA from Ornithodoros turicata, 2477 nucleotides. RefSeq lists its product as uncharacterized. Bases 111 to 2414 code for a protein of 767 amino acids. Gene Ontology annotation, molecular function: zinc ion binding. The record is from RefSeq and is a predicted model, not a curated record. The transcript has a single exon. Lineage: Eukaryota; Metazoa; Arthropoda; Arachnida; Ixodida; Argasidae.